Molecule: messenger RNA, 7537 nt
Organism: Antechinus flavipes (yellow-footed antechinus)
Lineage: Eukaryota; Metazoa; Chordata; Mammalia; Dasyuromorphia; Dasyuridae
Gene: RBM26
Product: RNA binding motif protein 26
Exons: 25
Coding region: 78-3416 (1112 amino acids)
Biological process (GO): mRNA processing
Cellular component (GO): nucleus
Molecular function (GO): metal ion binding; RNA binding
Source: RefSeq, a predicted model, not a curated record
GGCAGCGGCAGCGGCGGCGGCGGGGUCCUGGCGUGGGCCAGCAGGGAGGGAGAGACGCGGGCCGAGGGCCAUAGUGGAUGGUUUCUAAAAUGAUCAUCGAAAACUUCGAAGCGCUCAAAACCUGGCUCAGCAAGACCCUCGAGCCUAUCUGUGAUGCUGACCCAUCAGCUCUAGCUAAAUAUGUUCUUGCUUUGGUAAAGAAGGAUAAAAGUGAAAAAGAGCUGAAGGCUUUAUGUAUUGAUCAACUGGAUGUAUUUCUUCAGAAGGAGACACAGAUAUUUGUAGAGAAACUUUUUGAUGCUGUGAAUACGAAGAGCUACCUACCUCCACCUGAACAGCCAUCAUCAGGAAGUCUAAAGGUAGAAUUUUUUCAACACCAAGAAAAAGAUAUAAAAAAGGAAGAGGAGAAUGAUCUUCAGACUGGAAAGGAUAGAACAAACAUGGUUAAAAGGGAAUUGGAGCCAAAGAUAGGUGAGGAGAUAGUGAGAGAGCACCUAGCGACUCUAAAUGAGUUCAAGUCUCCUGGCCUGGACGAAUUACACCCUAGGGUGCUGAAAGAACUCACAGAUGUGAUCGCUGAACCGCUGUCGGUGAUCUUUGAUGAAUCGUGGAGAACGGGAGAGGUGCCACGGGACUGGAGACGGGCAAAUGUCCCAAUUUUCAAAAAGGGGAAGAAGGUGGAUUCCACAAACUACAGACCGAUCACAAAGGAGGAGGAACGAGAGAAGAAGUUUUCUAGAAGGUUAAAUCAUAGUCCUCCCCAGUCAAGUUCCCGGUACAGAGAAAAUAGGAGCCGUGAUGAAAGGAAAAAGGAUGAUCGUUCUCGAAAAAGAGAUUACGAUCGAAACCCACCGAGAAGAGAUUCCUAUAGAGACCGGUAUAAUAGAAGAAGAGGGCGAAGCCGAAGUUAUAGUCGAAGUCGGAGUCGGAGUUGGAGUAAAGAGCGAUUGCGAGACAGAGAUAGAGACAGAAGCAGGACCAGAAGCCGAAGUCGAACACGAAGCAGAGAAAGAGAUCUGGGAAAACCAAAAUAUGACCUGGAUAGAACAGAUCCAUUAGAAAACAACUAUACUCCAGUUUCUUCUGUAACUAACAUUUCAUCCGGCCACUAUCCUGUUCCUACUUUGAGCAGUACUAUUACUGUUAUUGCUCCUACUCAUCAUGGUAAUAACACUACAGAAAGCUGGUCUGAAUUUCAUGAAGACCAGGUGGACCAUAACUCUUAUGUAAGACCUCCAAUGCCAAAGAAACGUUGCCGAGAUUAUGAUGAAAAGGGUUUCUGUAUGAGAGGAGAUAUGUGCCCUUUUGAUCAUGGAAGUGACCCUGUAGUUGUAGAAGAUGUAAACCUUCCUGGCAUGCUGCCAUUCCCAGCACAACCCCCUGUUGUUGAAGGACCACCCCCUCCUGGACUUCCCCCACCUCCACCAAUUCUGACACCUCCACCUGUGAAUCUUAGACCUCCAGUGCCACCUCCAGGUCCAUUACCACCUAGCCUUCCUCCUGUCACAGGGCCACCACCUCCACUUCCUCCUUUGCAGCCAUCUGGCAUGGAUGCUCCUCCAAAUUCUGCAACCAGUUCUGUUCCCACUGUAGUAACAACGGGUAUUCAUCACCAGCCUCCGCCUGCACCACCCUCUCUCUUCACAGCAGUUUUUGUAUUACCAGAUACAUAUGACACAGAUGGCUAUAAUCCUGAAGCCCCAAGCAUAACAAACACUUCCAGACCUAUGUAUAGACACAGAGUGCAUGCCCAAAGGCCUAAUUUGAUAGGACUUACUUCAGGAGAUAUGGAUCUGCCACCCAGAGAAAAGCCUCCUAAUAAAAGCAGUAUGAGGAUAGUGGUUGAUUCAGAGUCAAGAAAAAGAACUAUUGGAUCAGGGGAACCUGGAGUUCCUGCUAAGAAGACUUGGUUUGACAAGCCAAACUUUAAUAGAACAAAUAGCCCAGGUUUUCAGAAGAAGGUUCAGUUUGGAAAUGAAAAUACCAAACUUGAACUCAGGAAAGUUCCUCCAGAAUUGAAUAAUAUCAGCAAACUUAAUGAACAUUUCAGCCGAUUUGGAACUUUGGUCAACUUACAGGUUGCCUUUCAUGGUGAUCCUGAAGGUGCACUUAUUCAAUUUGCAACAUAUGAAGAAGCAAAAAAAGCGAUCUCUAGUACAGAAGCAAUUCUGAAUAAUCGUUUUAUUAAAGUCUAUUGGCACCGAGAGGGAGCUGCCCAGCAACUGCAAACAUCUUCCCAGAAAGUUAUACAACCUUUAGUCCAGCAGCCCACUUUGCCUAUUGUGAAGCAGUCUGUGAAAGAACGAUUAGGUCCAGUCCCUUCAAGUAAUAUUGAACCCGCAGAAGCCCAGAGUGCUAGUACAGAUAUUCCUCAGAAUGUAACUAAGUUAUCUGUGAAGGACAGGUUGGGUUUUGUAUCAAAGCCAUCUGUUUCAGCAACUGAAAAGGUGUUGUCUACUUCAACUGGCCUCACAAAAACAGUGUACAAUCCAGCUGCUUUGAAAGCUGCACAGAAAUCCUUACCUGCUGUUUCCAUCUCUACAUUAGAUAACAGUGAAGCACAGAAAAAAAAACAGGAAGCACUAAAACUGCAACAGGAUGUGAGAAAGAAGAAGCAAGAGAUUUUAGAAAAGCACAUUGAAACACAGAAGAUGUUAAUUUCAAAACUGGAGAAAAACAAAGCAAUGAAGUCUGAAGAUAAGGCAGAAAUAAUGAAAACUUUGGAAGCUUUGACAAAUAGCAUUACUAAGUUAAAAGAUGAGUUGAAAGCUGUUUCAUCUGGAAGCUCCCUUCCCAAAAGUGUGAAAACCAAAGCUCAGAUGCAGAAAGAAUUAUUGGACACGGAAUUGGAUUUGUAUAAGAAGAUGCAGGCUGGAGAAGAAGUCACUGAACUUAGGAGAAAAUAUACAGAACUGCAGCUUGAAGCUGCAAAAAGAGGGAUUCUUUCAUCUGGUCGAGGGAGAGGAAUUCAUUCAAGAGGUCGAGGUACAACUCGGGGCAGAGGAAGGGGUCGUGGUCGAGGGAGAGGUGUUCCUGGUCAUGCUGUGGUAGACCAUCGCCCAAGAGCAUUAGAGAUCUCUGCAUUUACUGAGAGUGAUAGAGAAGACCUUCUCCCCCAUUUUGCGCAAUAUGGUGAAAUUGAAGAUUGUCAGAUUGAUGACUCCUCUCUUCAUGCGGUAAUUACAUUCAAGACAAGAGCAGAAGCAGAAGCAGCUGCAAUUCAUGGAUCUCGUUUCAAAGGACAAGAUCUUAAACUGGCCUGGAAUAAACCUGUAAUUAACAUGUCAGCUGUUGAAGCAGAAGAAGUUGAGCCUGAUGAGGAGGAAUUUCAGGAAGAGUCUUUGGUGGAUGACUCAUUGCUUCAAGAUGAUGAUGAAGAGGAAGAAGACAAUGAAUCUCGUUCUUGGAGAAGAUGAUUUGACUCAUCAUUGAUCUGCAAAUGCUAGGACUCUACCUGUGUUUCAUUAGUAUUACCUAAUGUACUUUUACAUAUUUGUAAAAACAAUUUUUUGGUAAAAUGUGAUGAAGAUGGAUUUCAAAAAUAGACUAAAGAGAAGAAACUACCUUCUGAUCCUGUAUUUUGAAAGAUUGCUGUUUGAGUUUUAUUUCAGUAAACAAUUGCUAAAGACAUCACACUAGAAACAUAUGCAAUGUUUUUAUUACAUACUUCUACUGAGCGUUACAGAAUUCUUUGGGUUCUUUGUAAUUUAAUGAAUAGGUCUGAAAAAAAUAUAUGACCAAUACUUGUUAUAACUUAGAGGAUUUUUGUUUUAUUCCAAAGUAUCAGAUGGAUUUGCAUUAAAAAUCUUAAAUGAAUGUUUCCAAAAAUGAAUAGAUAACAUAGUACUAAAGUCUCCAAGUUAUGUAUUCAUAAUAUUGCAUAGUAGUAUGCUUAGGCUUUACUAUGUACUAGCCUUUUGUUUAACUUGUGUAUGUAUUUUACAAAUGGGUUUUAAUGAUAAUGGUGUAUGACUGCUUUGCAUAUAAAUCCUUAUGACUUUAAGAUGUUUGGAAAAAAAAUAAAGUGGAAUGGUCUCUUUAAAAAAAAAAAGAAAAAAGAAAAAAAGCAAUAACCAAAAAAAAAAAAAAAAAAACCUAAGGCAAUGUUCCCUAAUUUAAAAAAAAAAGAAAAGAAAAGAAAAGAAAAAAAAAACUAAAAUAAAAAAAGACCAUUCCAAAUGGUGACCACCCCUUUCCCCCAGUACUCACAAAAAGAGCUAUAAUCACUAAUUUAUUCAUAACAGUAGUUUAAUGGUACCUUUACAAUAAUGUACAAUCUGAUGCCUAAAAUAUUAUACCACUUCAGUUUGGUUUGAUCCUUUAAAUUUCCAACAGAUGUCUUAAAAUUAAAAAGUUAAAAACAGGCUGAUUAGUUUGGAACCACACUUCAAGUAGACCUAAUUUGAUGAAUAAGAAAACCAUCAGAUUACUUUUUGGAUAUAUGAAAGAAAACUUGACCUUGUGAAGAUAAAUGAAUAAAGAAAUGUACUAUAAAUAAGUACUUAGGAAAACAUUGUUUGUAGUCAUGAAAGAUGCCAAAUUGACAGAGGCACAAGUUCCUUCUCUUUGCACCAAACAGCAGAGUUCUAUCAACAUUGGCCGAACUUUAGCUUAGAGGCUACAUUGACAAGACUUGUUCCUGUCUGGAAGAAGACCAUUAUAAAUAUGAUGUGAUACCAUUGUAUACUUGUCUCCUGUUAACUUGAAUUAAUGUUUGGUUUUGAUGCAUAAUUAGCUUUAGUUUUUGGUAGUAUGAAAGGCAACAACUGUUUAUCCCCUGAACUUUGUGUUUGAAUGAGUUUUGUCUUUGGCUAACGUUAUCUUUGAAUACCAAUUUCAGUUUGGGUGUUUAUGUUCUUCCUUUUAAAAUCAGGUUGCUAUUAUUGCAAAUACAUGAGGGAAAACUAUUAAUUUUAAGUUUCUUAACUUCAGAUAUGUUAAACAUGAGUCAAGUUGAAAAGCUUUGUUUCUAAAGUGUGUCUGCAAAGCCAGUUUUUUUUUUUUUUUUUUUUCUUAGCAGUUGGGAAUUAUGAAAGUUGAAAAAAGGUUAAAGUUGCAGUUGGUCAUGGAGAUGGCUUAGAUCUUAAGUUUUCUCUGCUUAAUGGGAUCUGAGAAUAGGAUAGUGACUAUAGACUAUCAAGAUUUUGUUUAAUAACUUUACAAAUUCCUUUAAAAUGCCAAAAGGUCUUUUCUGGAUAAUUGUUUUUUGGUUGUUAAUCCUUCGGAACAGAGAGUAACUUACUGUCAUUUCAAGGGAAAUGUUUUAACCUGGGGAAUUAUAAAUAUUUUGAUGUCCAGUUAGCAUCUUUGCAUUUCAGAAGUUUUCAUUAAAAACUGAAUUCCAGCAGACACUAAGUGAAGUAAUGGUUUGUUUGUUUUUAAAAGAUUAUAUGCUUUUUUUCUAUUUCAAAAAGUGUAUAUUUUGCUUAGUUUUUAGAAGGAAUAUGGUUUUAAUAUUACUUUGGGUUUUGUUAAAGUAAUACAAAAUACUUGUAUAAAAUCUCAUUUAAAAGUCUCAAUCCCAGAUUGUUUUCAAAGUAUAUAAGUUUUGAAUAAUGAUCCUGGGUAAAUACUUAUAUAAAAUAUGUUAAAAGGAUGAAGCUGCACAUAUCACAAUGUCAAAGAGAGAAAAACUAAAUGAUUUUCCAGUUCCUUUCACCAUGCUCUUUCCUAAUUCACUUGCUACACAAAGACUGCUUAGAAAAACACUCAGGUUUUUUGUCUUAUUGCCUAAUUAAGAAAAUGCAUAAAUAGAGAAAAUAAGAAUUUUGAAAACAUUUGUCAUAAUAUGGGCAAGUUCUUAAUACUGAUUUGCAAUAGUGGAAAAUGUGAUAUAUUUAAGAGACUAAAUAAAGUGCCUAUUUUAGAUGGCCAUCAAGUGAAUUUUAAUUAUAGCCAUUGACUUAGCCUACAUUUGUGAAUCAGCAGAUAGUCUAUAACUCAUAGAAUACUUAUACAGUUUAGGCAAGAUAGCCGGUGCUUUAAAGGAUUUAUUCUAAGUAAAAAUUUGGUUACAACCAGGAACCAGGUAAUUCUGAUUGUUUGCUUGCCAUUCCAUUUUGGGCUUUUCAGCUGGGAAUUUUCAGUAUGAUCAGUGUUUUUUGUUACUAAAAGGUCACUAGUUUUAGCUAUAUCUAAUUAUUGAAAAGUUAACAAUAUUGUCAGAAGAUGAGGGUUUGCUUUUAUCAAUAUAAUUCAACAGGAUUCUUAUAAAACUGUGUCGAUAACUGCACACAAUUACUUUUACAUAGUUGAUUGAAGUAAUUCAUCUCCACGACUGAAUCUUUUUUUUAAUAUUAAAAAAAUUAAUGUGUUUAUUUUAUACUUUCAGCUAGUAUAGCCAUGCUAUAUAUUUCUGUUUACAUUUUUACAUAUUGAGUUUCAAAAUAUUCUCACAAAAUACAAAUAUGUAGACUUUUGUAUAACUUUUCUCUUGCUUACAAGACUAUUAUUAGUCCAUAAGUGUGGCUUCUACACAUGUCAAAAAAUUUUUUUGUUGGUGCUACAUAUAGCCCUCCAACAUUUGCUUUUGAUUCAAAUUCCAUCACUCAUUUCCUUCAGCAUGCUCUUUGAACAAAUAGUCCAUUAAAACAAUACAUGACUGACUACUCAGUGAUUUGUAAGUUGGGUAAAGUGUUCAGUCUUCUGAACAUCCAAUGAAAAUGCAAAUGUAAUAAUGCAAAAAUGAGAUAAUUUCUUCUUUUUAAUUGUGUUACUGCUUUCUCGGAAAAAAAAAAAAAAAAAACAAACCCAAAACACUUCAGUUUGUCAUUAGGUCCUAUGUUAAGUUUCUAAGAGGUGUAACAGGUGUUAAUCCUGGUCUAAUUCCAAAUAGAAUAAUUCUAUGCCUGAACCUCCUUACAGUAAACUAGUAAUAAUGUUUUCCCCCUAAACUAUUAUGUAACAUAACGUUUUAUGGAGUUGUUAUUUCAUGCAAUGGUGGUUCUUGAGUACGUAUUUUUAAAAGCUGAUAAACCAGAGAGAGGUGUAAGAAAUUCAUUAGUAUUUUUUUUUAAGGAAUUCUCAAUUCAAACCUUGCAAAGAAUGUUUUAACAAAUCAUUUUUAGGGAUUAAUAGAGCAUUAUGAAUGUUAAACUUACAUUGGUGUUCAAAAUCCUAAACUGUAGUAUAUUAAAAGACUUGACAUUUUUUCCUGCUUUUUGUUUAAUUGAAAGUCCCAACUCAGUUUCUGUGGAUUGAUGAAUUCUGCACUCAUGAAUGUCCCAUUUCAAGAACGUCCCCAGCAUGGGAAAUAUUCCCUGCUCUUUGAAAAGAGCACAAGUAUUGGUUAAGCUGUACCAGCUUUUUUUUUUUUUUUCUCCCCCUUGUGGGAUGGGAAGGGACAAAGGUUGUAUUAAAAAGUGAUGAUAAAAACUUGAACUAGAAUACUAAUCUUAUUUGCUUAAAACAGUAUUACAUGUUCAGUUAUGUCAAUGUUUUUGUUAUUUAUAGCUAAAUUUGUUUUGCUUGUUAAAUAUUCAUGCUCGUUAUUUUUAUAUUUUGAGAACUUUUAAAAUAAAAUUUUUCCUGAAAACAA